Messenger RNA from Blepharisma stoltei, 9064 nucleotides. Lineage: Eukaryota; Ciliophora; Heterotrichea; Heterotrichida; Blepharismidae. The record is from the annotation of a GenBank genome assembly.
AUGAAAAUCGGUGAGGCGAAUGGCAACACAAUCGAAGGUGUCUCUGAAUGGGUUCAAGAAGUGAAAUCUCUUCCAUCCACUCACUCCCCUCUUUUUUAAAUUGGAACAAAAAUUCCUAUUCCAAUUUUAAUGGGGAUUAAAAAAUCUUAUAUUAAAUUUUUCUCUAUUAUAAAAUUUUUAAAAAUUAAAAAAGCAUAGUUUGAACACAAUAUUUUUGAAUUUUCUGAAGAAUUAAUAAAUAAAUUAAUCGAUUAUGUGGAAACUGCUUAAAUGACACUUUAUCCGUUAAAUUAGGCCAAUUGAAAUUUCUUACUUGAAAAUUUAAUCCGGUUGAAAAGAGUACAAAAAAAUGGAAUUUUAUCUAUAUUUAUUCAAUUUAAAGGGGAGUCAGUUCAUUGAAUACCUCUCUAACCUAAAACAUUGGGAAUGGCAACGAAUCGAUGAUUUAUCCCCCAUCGCUCCGAUUCUUGACCGAAUAGAUGAGCUUCUCAAUCAAGCUCUGCAAGAGGAAAACCAUCAGCUCUUGAUCUUUCUAUUAGAAAAGACCCAAAUUCUCCUAAAAUCAGCAACAUCUAAAUCACUUUACAACUCCGUAGACGAGCUUUUAUUGAUUUUGGAUAUGCCAGAUUGGGAGAUUGUGCAUAAGGCGCUCCAGGUGUUCCACGUAUUAGUCAACCGAAUCACUCCGACGAUGAAAACCACGAAAGCUCACAGUAACUCUGUGCUGGCCAACAAACUUUAUGCGAUAGGUCUGGGGCCAACAUUGAAUAAUCCGAAUCCCCUUUCAUUACAAAUGCUUUGUUCGGAAGAAAAUGUCCAGCCAUUGAAAUUUCAGUACUUAUCGGGAGACGAACUAAUUGAGACAGAUGAAAAUGUCCCAGAACAUUUAAAAUAUAUUUGGGAAAAUAGAAAGAGGACAAACCAGAUCAUUGGGAAUAAGGAAAAAAGGCAGCUCGUUGCUGCAUGCCAGCUAUUAGCACUAAGUGUGCUGCUGCAGAUGAACCCCGAUUUCCAUAUGAUACAGGAUUUUUGCAGAUCAUUACCAGAGUUGUGGCUGCUUCCAAGCUUGUCAGAAUUGCUAAGAAUGCAGGUUAGUUCCUCAAUUCAUAUCCAAGUCAUCUAUUUGCUCUCAGCUAUUCUGGUCAUGAUGGAAGGACAAACAAAUCGCCAUGAGCCUUCUCAAAGCCAGCUUAUAACAGCGACCCACAAUUUGCUUGCAGCAUGGCAGCAGCACGGGCUAAUGCAGUCUCUUCUGCGUGACAUAGUCUACCCAUCUCCUGCAAUGAUUACUUUUGAGACAUCUCGAAACCCAGAAUUUGUCUCCUCAAUUCUGCACCUUUCAAGCAUAAUUGCUGACUACAAGUUCAGAGUGGACUCGUCCCAUGUCCAUGGAAUGACUUGUUCACUAUUGCUUCUAUUGAAGCUCCCAGAGCACAAUACUUAUAGCUUUAUGAUGGAAUCUAUUGCGAAGGGUGUCAGAAUUUUAUCAGUCUUGAUAUCACAUAAUAUUGACAUGUUCAGAGAAAUCGAUGGAAUGAGCACUGUUUUACGGUUACUCAAUCAUGAACUCGUUAUCAAUGCUGAGCCAGUUGACUGCUUUUAUGAGCAUUCUUCUGAUAUUGUGCCGUCUCCAGCUGUAAGAUCUUAUCUAAUUAGAACUCUCUUACGUAUCCUUAAAAUCGCACUCAAUAAGUUGGAAACAGUCCCAGGAGUUUCUCAUAAUGAAAUCAGAACUAUUAUAGACAGCGGACUAAUGGCAGCUUUAAGGAAAAAUUUUGAAAAACAGAAAUUUGAUAUUUAUGAGCCUUCUUUGCAGCUAUUAUCAAUUAUGGUAAAUGAUAAUCCACAUCUGGUCAACGAGUUUUUGUCAGAUGGAACUAUUGUUGCUUUAUUUAACUCGUUAGAAACACAGCUGCCACCACAGCCUAAACUUAUGGGAAUUUUGGCAAGAUUUUUAUGUGCUACAGCUUUGAAUACUGAAGGAAUCAAAAUUAUAGAAAAUUUCAAUACGAUACCAAGACUUUUACAAGCAUUGGGAAAUUAUGAAACCUCUGUGCUUUCUAAUGAAGUUGCUAUUGGAAUUGGAGAAAGCUUGCAGGAAUUAAUGACUUUGGUUCCUGGAUUGAGAGAUAAAACAGUAGAUGGCUGCAUUCAAUUGGUGAAUACAACGCAAUUUUGCAAUCUUUCUGCGAAAGAAUCCUUUUUCACCCAAUUGACAAAUAUUGCGAAACUCUUAGGAAUGCUUUUUAACUACUCUAAUGACUUAAUUAGAGGGUUUAUUGAUAAAGGUGGCCUAGAUGGAUAUUUUGCAAUUUUCAGGCUCCCUAUCUUGCCUCUUACUUAUAAUAACGAAUUCCACUCAGCUUUACUAUGCUUUAAAUCAAUCCCUAUGAACCUAACACUAGUCGUGCUCAGCAAAAUUCUUACAAUUUUAAACCAAAAUUUAUCAAAACUAGAAGAUUUCAUUGGUCCAUUGCAUUUAGCUAAAGACUUCAGCAAUGUGACAGCUAAUAACCAUGACGAGUUUAUGCAUGUUUUGACAUCAAUAGACUCAUUUGUAGACAUGACAAGAAUUGUAAGCCAAUAUGGUACCGGAAUAAGCAACAUAGUCAGUGACCUUUGUGCAACUUUAGUCCAGUUAUCACAUUUUAUGAGACUUUUAAUAGCAGAACAAGCAAGACUAUCACCAUUUAGUAAACCAAAUGAGAAGAAAACAGAUAAAUUUAACAUGCCAAUUGAUAUCAGCGACAUUGAAAACGCAACACUGAAAAGCUAUGAUGAAAAUUUUUAUUUUACCUGUCAGCUAUCUGUUAGAAGACUUUUUAGAUUUGCGACAAGGAUUUCAGCUGCAAAAGGCAGAAAUAGUAUCAGUGAAGACUCAAGCUUGAAAAUCAGCAAAACUAUGGGAGAAUUAAUGGCAGGACUUAUCAAACUUUUGAACUUAGACGAGCCUAGCCAAAGCAAAGCGUAUUAUUAUUGCUUGCAGCUGUCUGACAUACUAAAAAUCCUUUUGCAUGACCAAGGAUCAAGCCCUUCCACAAUAUGGGCAUUUUUCCAAGCAGGAGGAAUAGACCACUUAAUAAACUUCAUUAAGCAGCUCAAUGCUAUUUCGCUUUCUCUUCAUAAGCAAAGAGACCUUUCCUAUGACCUGGCCAACUCUUUACAAAUUCUUUGGAAUUUGUGUGGAAAAGCUAUGGAAGGCUUAGCUAAUGGAAAAUAUCAAGGCCCUCCAGGUAUCAAUUCAGUACUAAAAUCUCUUGGAGUCGCUAGUGGCAAACACGUUGUCAGAAAAAUGCAAAAUUUAGCAGUUGACUGCAUUAAAGACCUGAAUUAUUUAGAAACUGGAGUUUUAUCCACAGCUUUUGCGAAAUCUGUAUUAGAAGUAAUCAAGCAAGUGUUAGAACAGCCGCAUGAUAAUGAUUUAUCGCCUCCACACUUUAGCGAUCAAGCUGCAGCAAGACCAAUAGGUGAGAUGGGGUUAAAUGAAGCUUUAGAAAGGCAUUUAUAUAUGCAGCCAGGGUCAUCAAACUAUCACCAUUUUAGAGAUGCAAGGCACAGUCAUAGUGAUUUUUCUAAUAUGCCUCCUGCACCUACCAUAGAAAAUGUCCACCAAAUUUUAAUCGAUUAUUUGCCUGCAAUUUCACCGUUAGCUUCAAGUGUAGCAGAUUUAUUGUUGAAACUCUGCAAUAAAACUAACUCUCAAGGCCCAGAAAUCGCUCUCAUGCUACUCUCCUUAAUAGGUAAACUUGCAAAGGACUUGCUAGGGGUCAGCUCCCUAUAUGAUGUCACGCUAGGUAUGAGCUCUCUGCAGCCAGUUGAAAUAGAAGCAGACUUCGGCCAAUUGUCAGCUGCCAUCCAAACCCUUUCAUUUUUAUCAGCUAAAUCCAAUGACAUUUUGGAGUUUGUCAAGCAAAAUAACUUUACAGAGCAUGCCCUCAAUUUUAUAUCAGCCGCAAAUGAAAAUUCCAGAAAAGGUAACCACGAGUGGAUGGCUCCUUUGUUUUCAAUUCUCGAUACCCUAGUCCGGCUUUGCAAUGCUGGAAGCUUCGACAUGAUUGAAGCCAUUUCGAAAUUCCUCAAAUCUACCCACGAAACAAAAUCCAAGCUUGCCCAAACUGAAGUCUUUUCUCUUUUAACGCUUUUAAUUUCUCUGACUUCAGACCCCUCCUAUGCAAAGUCAUUUGUGGAUAACGACGCUUUAUUUUCUCUCUUAACUGUCACUGUAAUUUCUCCAGAACCAAAAGUUCGAGGUCUCCUAACCACUUAUUUCAAUUUCCUCAAACAAAUAUCUGAAGACCCUUAUAUUUUGCAAAGUGUUUUCGAAAUUGCUAUUAAAGGAGCAUUGAUUGGUUCACCUUCAUUAGACAAUUUCAUGAAGAAUUUCCGCUCUCAAGUCACAAGAAGUAAAGACAUAUUCCAGAGGGCCUUUGAAAACGUGUGCUCCUGCUUUAGGAGGGAUAAUAAGGUGUAUGUAGAAGAAAGGAAGGAAAGAGAAGAAAUUUCUGCUCCAAGAUGGGACAUGGUUACACCAAUUGCAAAUGCACUUGUAGAAGCUUUUAAUGCUGAGCAAACAGGGAAGUCUGAGCUUUUGCUACAAAGUGAACAAAUUAUGUCACUUUUGGCAGAUUUAAUACAAACUUAUCCUCUUAUGAUAUCAAGCUUGAUCCCGCUCAACGUUAAAGGGGUAAAACCUGCUUCAAGUCAUAAGCAUUCACGACGAUUUUUAACACAGCUAGUAAGAAACUAUAUUCAAAAACCUCAUGUAAAACUAUUAAGGGCCUUGACUUUUAAACAAGCUCAUAGACAGCCAAAUACCCCUGUCGCGCACAUUUUCAAUACAUCAAUUUGUAGCAAUAACAUCCCUGUACUGAAAGCAAGGAAAAGAAUUUUCACAGAAAUGAAAGAGAUGCUUGCAGAAGAGUCAAAAAAGAAUUGGUCUGAUAGUGAAAAAUCUAUGAGUACUAUCAAAAAUAUAGCAAUCACCAUCAUGCAACUAUUAAGAGAGCCUGCAAAAGCGCCAUUCACACGCAACAAUCCUGCAGAAAUCGCAAGAUUUUUGGUCUCUGACCAAUUGAAUAUGGUUAGACUGCUUUCUGACUGCUCAAAAGGAGUUAAGCUUUCCUUUAAAAAAGCUGGCUCUCUUCUCAAUCUCUUAUUAGCACCCUUACCAUUCCUUUAAGAGCGAGCAACACUUUUUAGACCUUUUAGAGGAAUUUGUUUUUUUUAAUUAUUGCUUUUGGUAUUCUAACUCUAUAAAAAGAAAAUCAAGUUUAGUUUAUAAAAUUUAUGUUUUAUGGUAUAAGCUGUGAAAUAUUAAUGCAAUUAACUUGAGUUCUCAUUAUAGCAAUUAUUAAAUUAUGUAUAAGAAUAUUUUAUAUAAAUAAUUUUAUUAGGAAUUUUCUUCGCUCUUAAACCAUAAUUAAUUUUUCCAUUAAUUUUCUCUCUCUUGGACGAGUUAGAAUUGCUCACAAGAUAUAACAUAAACUUCACUUUACAUUUGGCCCGGCACCAAACUCAUGAACUUGAAGAAGUAGUCGAUGAAAACCCUGAAGAUGAGGAUGUGCCCAAAUAUGAUAUGUAUCCUUUAGAAGAGCAAGAAUACGGAGAAGAGGACAUAGAAGAAGAGGAAGGAGAAGGAGAAGAGGAAGCAGAAGGAAGCGAAAUCAGCUUAAACUCAGGCACUGAAGAAAGUGAAAGCCAAGAAGAGCUUGAAAUAGGAGAAGUAGAAGGCAUGGAAGACCAUGAAGAAGACGAAGAUGCCGAUUUAAUUGAAGAAGAAAGCGACGAUAUAGAAGAUGAAGAGCUAUUAGACGAUAUUGUCAUUGAAAAUCGAAACACAGACGCGUUUUGGGCUGAUGACUUUGAAGAGGAAGAAGAAGACCCUGCAAGAGAAGGCUGGAUGCAAGCUAGACCUACUGAUCUUACCCAUGCAGAAAGGCAUUUACUUGAACAAGGCGUUUUUGGCGCUGAAGUUGACGAAAUUCACCCUGGAAUCCUUUUCCAAACCUCGAAUCACUCCCCCAGUCAGUUUGUCAGAGAAAUUAACGAUGAAGGUCCCAUCAUGCAGCUGAUUCGAGAUUUUGAUAACCCUAACGAUGAAUUUCUCCAAGUCUUGCUACAUCGUAACCGUCACACAGGUGAAGCCAUGCCAAUAAGGCCUCCUGAGUACAACAGAACUGACCAAGUUGAAAACACCAUCUCAGAGCUGACCACUAUUUUUGCUCAAAACGCUUUGAUUGCACAAGAAGUCUCACAAAAAGAAGCUGAAGAAUCUCAGCCAGCCCAACAGCUGAAUUUCGAUAUGGAAGUUGAAGAAGAAAGCCCCGCACAAGUGCCACAAGAGAGAGAAGUUGUCGUUGAAAAUAUUCCACAGGAGCGCAGGCGUGAAGAAGUCCAAAUCCAGCUACCUGAAGGGAUCGAUCCUGCAUUUUUGGACGCACUCCCUCCUGACAUUAGAGAAGAAGUCCUUGCACAAUACAGACAUGCAGAUCCCCAGCCACAAGAAAUCGAGCCAAAUAUUAGUGAAGAAUUUUUAAAUGCCCUGCCACCUGAUAUAAGAAAUGAAGUUAUACUUCAGAACCAGCCUCAAAUAGGCCAGGCUGCUGAAAUGGAUAAUGCUACGUUUAUUGCCAGCUUGGCACCUGAUUUGAGAAGGGAAGUUUUACUGGGAGUGAGUGAAGAGAUGAUGCUAAGCCUCCCACCUGAGCUUGCAGCUGAAGCAAGGCUUCUUCAGGACAGAGCAAUUCAGCAGAGACACAAUUUUAUUAUUGAAAGGCAAAUUCCUCAGCAACGCCAUAACCCAAUUUCACAAGAAGAAGGCAAAGCUAUUUCUGAUAUAGUGGCUGAUGAAAAACUAUCAAACUCUUUAAUACAAGUUGAAGACAACUUUUUGGAGCUUCUGCUAAAAGCACUUUAUCUUGUAAGUCCUAUAAAUCGAGAUAUUUUAGCAUUUCUGCUAUUAAACCUUUCAGCUCAUCAGGUUUCUCGUCAAAAAAUUCUAGACGGCCUUGUCUGCAUUCUUUUACAGCUAUCCCCUCGUCGUGAUUUCCCUCCACGCCAGCUAUAUGGGUCAGAUUCUUUUAUGGACAACUUUAACCAAGCCUACGCAAUUGUGUCAGGGCGAAUUUUAGACCUGCUUCAAUAUCUCACCAAAAUUAACCCAAAGGUCGCAUCAGACCUGACAAGUCAAUCCAAACAUCGGCUGAGCAUUGUAAAGUCCUUCAAAGGAAACGAAGAAGUCAGAGCUUUCCAAAGCUUAAUUAGCCUAAUGGACCAAGGGCUAUAUAGAACAAGUAGCACUCAUUUGACACCUCUUAUCAAUCUGAUUGCAGCUGUUAUAGAAAAACAAGAAAAUGACAUACAAACUUUAGACGAAUUUGCAAUCAGACAAAUUUGCAGCUUACUGAGCUAUGAAAGCUUAAAUGAAGUGACUGUAAAAACUGUUGUGGAACUGGUUACAAAGCUAGCGAAAAAUGAAAAUAAUAAGGCCCAGAUACAAGAAGCACUCACAAGAGAAAUCAGAGUUUUAGGAGAAGAAAUUGCUGAAAGUUUGAGGAGGGUCGAAACUUCGCCAAAUGGACAAAGGGAACUGCAGCUGCUAAGGAUAUACAAAGUUUUGAACAGUGUUUCAGACAAUGUUGAAGGGCUUGAGUAUUUGUGGGAUCCAUUAACAGAAGCUUUAAGUGUGAUCACAGAAAGAGACACUAACUUAUCAAGCACCACAAGCCCAACCCUCAGCAAACUCUUGCCGAUUAUUGAAAUCUUUUUCAUUUCUCAUAUAAAUUCAGUGCUUGGCGAACGUUUCCAGUCAUUUUGUGACAAAAAUCGUAAAGUCCUUAAUUUAUUAGUCAAGCAAAACCCAAGCCUCUUAAACGAUACCUUCAACUCCCUUGUGACCCGUUUCCCAUCACUUUUGGAUUUUGAAAACAAACGCAGCUUUUUCCGUUCAGAAAUCAGAAAAAUGCGCCCAGAGCGAGGCUAUGAUACGAUUAGACUUAAUGUGAGAAGAAAUGAAGUUUUCAUGGAUUCUUUCCAUCAGUUGAAAGUUAGGACUCCAGCUGAAAUGUAUGGAAAACUUCGUGUCCAGUUCUUUGGAGAAGAAGGUGUAGACGCUGGAGGUUUGACUCGAGAAUGGUACGGACUUCUUGCAAGAGAGAUGUUUAACCCUAACUACGCUCUUUUCAUCCCUUCAGCAAACGGGGUCCUUUUCCAGCCUAACCCACUAUCAUAUGUAAAUGCUGAGCAUCUGCAAUUCUUUAAGUUUGUCGGAAGAAUUAUUGGAAAAGCCCUGUGUGAUGGGUAUGCCCUUGAUGUCUACUUUACUCGUUCAUUUUACAAGCAUAUUCUUGGCCAAGAAGUAAACUAUCAAGACAUGGAAGACAUUGACCCUGAGUUUUAUAAAAACCUAAAGUAUUUACUAGAUAUCAGUUUAACAGAAAACGAGUUCCAUGAGUAUUAUUUUGCCUACGAAGAAGAGGAGUUUGGAAAAUUAAUCAUAAAAGAACUGAUUCCAAAUGGAGCACAAAUCAGAGUGACUGAAGACAACAAGAUGGAGUAUAUAAAAUUGCUAUGCAGCAUGAAGACGACAAAGAAUAUAGAAGAACAAAUCAAUGCAUUUUUAGAAGGGUUUUACGAGAUGGUGCCUAAAGAACUCAUAGGGAUUUUUGACAGCAAAGAGCUGGAACUGCUGAUAUCAGGAUUGCCUGAUAUAGAUUUAGAAGACCUAAGAGCGAACACCGAAUAUCAUAACUACACAAGAGAUUCUCAAGUGAUCAGAUGGCUAUGGGAAGUUUUGUAUGAGUUCUCCCAAGAAGAAAGAGCAGAGUUCUUACAAUUCGUGACAGGCUCAAGCAAGGUACCUUUAGAAGGCUUCAAAGCCUUAGCUGGGAUGAGCGGGCCUCAGAAAUUCCAAAUACAUAAGAGCUUCACUACAGUUGACAGGCUGCCAACAGCUCACACCUGUAUGAACCAAUUGGACCUUCCUGAAUACACUUCCAAAGACAUGGUUUACAGCCGAAUCAAGCUUGCAAUCAGUGAAGGGAAAGAAGGGUUCGGAUUCAUGUAG